AUGUCAUAUUAUCUUGGCAUUGAGGUGAAGCAAUUAGAUGGAGGUAUUUUUAUCUUUCAAGAACGAUAUGCUAGAGAAAUUAUAAAGAAGUUCAAGAUAAUCAAUUCUAAUCCUGUUACAACUCCAACUGAAGUUGGGAUAAAACUGUCCAAAUAUGAAGAAGGAGAUGUUGAUCCUUCAUAUUUCAAAAGCUUAAUUGGAAGUUUGAGAUAUUUGGCUUGCACACGACUGUAUAUUCUUUUCAACGUUGGAUUGAUGAGUCAAUUUAUGGGAUCUUUUACAAUGACUCAUUUAAAAGUGGCAAAGAGAAUUCUUCGUUACCUUAAAGGUACACUUGAUUGUGGAUUAUUUUAUUCUCCAUCUAAAGAAUUCAAGCUUGAAGGUUGUUGUGAUAGUGAUUGGGCUGGAGAUGUUAAUGACCGAAAAAGUGCAAGUGGAUAUGUGUUCUUUGUUGGUAAUACUGCAUUUACUUGGAGUUCUAAGAAGCAACCUAUUGUGAUACUAUCUACUUGUGACUUGUGA
Messenger RNA from Benincasa hispida (wax gourd), 522 nucleotides. Lineage: Eukaryota; Viridiplantae; Streptophyta; Magnoliopsida; Cucurbitales; Cucurbitaceae. The record is from RefSeq and is a predicted model, not a curated record.